Gymnogyps californianus (California condor) is the source of this 1506-nucleotide messenger RNA. RefSeq names its product skin secretory protein xP2-like. The transcript has a single exon. The record is from RefSeq and is a predicted model, not a curated record. NCBI's taxonomy places the organism in Eukaryota, Metazoa, Chordata, Aves, Accipitriformes, Cathartidae. The coding region runs from base 1 to 1506 and encodes 501 amino acids.
AUGGCGGAGAUCCCGGGGCGGCCUGGCGCCCCGCCGCCGGAGGGGAGCGACGUCCCGCGGGAAGGAGGCGAUGAGGAAGCGGCGGCGGCGGCGGGGGAGCCGCAGCCCGGGGUGUCCCCCGAGCGGGCGACGGAUCCCCCGGACGGGUCCCCCGCCGGCGAGGCGCCGCGGCUGAGCGGGGAGGCGGCGGCUGGGCAGGAGCCGGCCGCGGCGGCGGUGCCCCCCGAGGGCAGCGGCGGGACGGGGAGCGGCUCCCCCGAGGGGGCGGCGGAGACCCCGGGCGGGCCGGGCGCGGGGCAGCAGGCUCCGGCGGGGGCUGAGCAGCGAGACCCCGACGGGGGCGGCCCGGGGGGCGAGGGCCUGCCAGGAGGGGAGCCGGUGGCGGCGGCCGCGGAGGUAGGGGCGCCCGAGGGCUCCGCGCCGGCGAGGGCAGACCCGGAGGACGCGGUGGUGGCCCCAACGAGGACGGAGCCCGAGGACGAGGCCAUGGCCCCGACAGGGACGGAGCCCGAAGAGGCGGAGGCGGCCCCGGCGGGGCCAGAACCGGAGGAGGCGGUGAGGGAGGUAGCCCCGACGCAGACAGACCUCGAGGAGACGGCGGCGCCAGCCCCGGCGGGGACAGAACCCGAGGAGGCGGCGGGGACAGACCCCGAAGAGGCGGUGAGGAAGGAAGCUCCGUCGGAGACUGACCCCGAAGAGGCGGAGGCGACGGCCCCGUCGGGGACAGACCCCGAAGAGGCGACGGGGACAGCCCCGGCGGGGACAGACUCCGAAGAGGCGGUGAGGAAGGAAGCUCCGUCGGAGACUGACCCCGAAGAGGCGGAGGCGACAGCCCCGUCGGGGACAGACCCCGAAGAGGCGCUAAGGCAGGCAGUCCCAGAGGGGACAGACCCCGAGGAGGCUGCGGCGACAGCUCCGGCGGGGACAGACCCCGAGGAUGCGGUACGGGAGGCAGCCCCAUCGGGGACAGACCCCGAGGAUGCGGUACGGGAGGCAGCCCCGUCGGGGACAGACCCCGAAGAGGCGGCGGCCCCGGCGGGGAGCGAGGUGGCUCCCGAGAGCCCCGGGGAAGCGGAGGUGGUGUUGCCGGCCGGCGGGGAGGCCGACGGUGGAUGCCGGUCGCCGGGCGGCCCCGACGGCGAGGAAGGAGCAGAGACGCCGGGGGCUGAGCGGGGAGCCGCUGCCCCGGCGGUGGCAGGAGCGGGGAGCGCGGCCCCGGAGGCAGGGGAAGGCGGCGCGGCGGCGGCGGGGCAGCGCGGCGGGUCCCCCGGACCCGAGGGCGGCGAGUGGGAUGCGGCAGGUCGGAGCCUGAACGGCGUGCGGGGCCGGGCAGAGGACGAGGAGGACGAGACGGGCUCGCCGGCCGCCCUGGAGGAGGAAGAGGAGGAUGAGGAGAAGCAGGAACAUGACAUCUCCCUCUUCGUCAAGGUAGGGUGUGAGGGGCUGCUGGGGAACCCGGGGUUCGCGACCCUCCCCUCCUCCAGGAGCCCCGGGCAGCUCCUGUGA